AUGAGCUGUGGCUCCAAGCAGACCUCCAAAAGCUGCCUGCGAGGGGGCAGCACUGGCAGGGCUGGCAGUGGUGGGGGUGGAGGGGGCAGCACGUAUUCCUCUGACUCCUCAAGAACCACCAUUUCUAGGAGAAGUGGUGGCGGCAGGAUUUCUGGCAGCAGUUGUGGCGGAGGAAGUUCCAGGAGCAGCUACGGCGGGGGAGCCCGCGCUAUCAGCUAUGGGAAGAUCAGGCGCAGUAGCUAUGGGGGAAUGAGCAGUGGCUGUUACGGAGGGGGAAUGAGCGGUGGUGGUUACGGAGGGGGAAUGGGCUGUGGCGGCAUGGGAGCAGGCUUUGGACUGAGUGGGAGCGGGUUCGGUGGUUAUGGAGGAAGCUUUAGUGGAGGUGGUGCCGGUUUCAGUGGCGGCAGCUUCGGCAGGGGUGGCUUUCAUGGAGGGAAUAUGGGAAUUCUCUCCAACGAUGAGAAGCUGAUGAUGCAGAGCCUUAAUGAACGCCUGGCUUCGUACAUGGAUACGGUCAGAAAUUUGGAAAUGGAAAAUGCUCAUCUUGAACAAUUGAUCAGGGAGUGGUACCAGAAGCAAGGCCCGGCUGGUACAAAGGACUACAGCCACUAUAAUAAGGAAAUUGAAGACCUUCAAAAUCAGAUCGUGGCUGCGGCUGUGGAAACCAGCAAGACAGUUCUGAACCUGGAUAACACAAGGAUGACUGCAGAAGACUUCAGGAUAAAGUACGAGAUGGAAUGUGGUCUCCGGCAGAACGUGGAGGCCGACAUUAAUAGCUUGCGACCCUUUCUGGAUAGUCUGACCCUGAGCAGGUCUGACAUGGAAAUGCAAUUUGAGUCUCUAAAGGAGGAUAUUAUCAACCUCAAGAAGAGCCAUGAGGAGGAAAUGAGAUUGCUGCAAGCACAGGCCGGUGGUGAUGUGAAUGUGGAGGUGAAUGCAGCUCCAGGAGAGGAUCUGCUGAAAAAACUGAAUGAUAUGAGACAAGAAUAUGAAAAUAUUAUUCAGAGAAACCGUGAAGAGGUUGAAAAGUGGUACGAAAUCAAGAUGGAGGAAGUGAGUCAACAAGUCCACUCAAGUGGCCAGGAAGUGGAAUCGAACAACCAACAGCUCUCUGUGCUGAGACGUGACUAUCAGAGCCUGGAAAUCGAGCUGCAGUCCCAAAUCAGCAUGGUCGACUCUUUGCAAUCCAACCUGGAAGACACAGAACGUCGCUACAACAUGCAGCUGCAGCAGAUCCAGAGUCUGAUCAUUCCCUUGGAGGAGGAGUUGGCCAGCAUCCGCUGCGAGAUGGAGAGUCAGAACCAGGAGUACCAGAUGCUCCUGGGCAUCAAGACCCGCCUGGAACAGGAGAUUGCUCAGUACCGGGCUCUGCUGCAGGAGGGACAGCAAGACAUUGCCAUCUCACAGGGAGGAGCUGGCGGCGGAUCUUCUGGAAGAGGAGGUCAUGGAGGAACUAGCUGGUCUUCUGGAAGAGGAAGUAGUGGAGGAGGAAGUAGUUGGUCCUCAGGUGGAGGAAGCAGUGGAGGAAGAAUUGGAGGAUCCUAUGGAAGAACUUCCUCUUCCGGAGGUGGAGGAGGAGGGAUUGGAGGAAGUACAGGAGGUAGACCCUGUGAUAAAACUUCAAGUGGAGGAGGUGGCAGUGGUGGAGGAGGAGGGGGAAAAUCCUGCCUCUCCCAUUCUUCAUCCUCCCAUUCCCAGUCUGGCAAGUCUUGUGAAAGCCCGGUUCCAGGAGGUCCCGAAAACCUGAAGCUCUGCCUGGAAGGGAAUAAAACAUUGGAGAGAGGAGCAACGAUGGAGGAAGUGUCUGAAGCCAUAAAAACAAUGAGAAUGGGGAGUUUUAGGAAGUCUGAGGACUGA
Molecule: messenger RNA, 1857 nt
Organism: Eurypyga helias (sunbittern)
Lineage: Eukaryota; Metazoa; Chordata; Aves; Eurypygiformes; Eurypygidae
Product: keratin, type I cytoskeletal 15-like
Exons: 9
Coding region: 1-1857 (618 amino acids)
Cellular component (GO): keratin filament
Molecular function (GO): structural molecule activity
Source: RefSeq, a predicted model, not a curated record